UGUGAGUACAGGCGUGUGAUAGCGCGACGAGAACAUCUUCCGCAUCCAGCGAGGUGACGUCCGUUACGUUACGACGAAGUGGUCCAAUCGCACACUCAUAAAUGCACGGACGUGAUAUUCCUUUUACUUACAGCAUCGCACCUUGCUUUUGAGCGACGUACUUCACCAUCGAAGCUACAAUGCUUUGUGAAGGUGCAAUGCAACAAACUGAAGAUUCACAAACUUACAAUUCACACAUACGUGAGUGAGCUUGUGAAAUCAAACGACAGGUGACGACUAGCACUGUCGGCAACAGAAGUGAUCGCACCGAUAACACUGGGUUUCUACUCUCUACAACAAGCUAGAAAUGAAGCUCCCUGAAUCGCCCGAUACAAUAAUGCCACAACUCGACAUCGAAAAAGGCGCCACCAUGACCGACAGCAAGUACUCUGCGCCCUCUUCUCACACCAACACACCUAUUCUCAAAAGUAGCACCUUUCGCACCCAAUUCAGCACCACAAUCCCCCUCAUGGCCGCGUACAUCUCGCUCUACCUAACAAACUAUUACCUCUCUCCUUCCGGCCCAGGGUUUCGCCACCGCUCCAACGACUCAGGACGUAUCUGCCCACUCGUUGCUAUUCUCAUGCUCCUCGCUCCCGAUAUCAUACAGAAAGCCUUCGCCGCGACGACUGCAUCUAUCCCGGACGAGUCCCCAUGUUUUGGGUUUGGGUGGUUAGCUUUUACCGUGGGGUUAUUGGUGCCGGUGAUGCGUGAUAGUAAGAGUUUGUUGCCUAGAGAGGAAGAAGAAGAAGAUGUCAAGGUUAUAAGUAUGGAUGUGAAGAAGGGGAGCUUGGAGAGGAACAGCAGAUUGAGACCCGGAAGAUUGCUGAGGGACCUGGAGUCGAGUUGUAUGCGCGAGACGGGCGACAAGGAUACCAUCGUCGAGAUCCUCGAGUCUGUCAGUCAGCCAUCAACACACCGAUCCUCGUGGACGCUGAGGAAAAACCACAGUAUGGCUACUGCUGUCUUUCAAUUCUGCCUCGCAGGCUUGUUCUGGUACUGUUACCGUGACCUCUCUGUCCCCCUGCUUCUCAGCACGUCGAUUUUACUGGUAGAAGCGACCGCAAGCCUCCCUAUCUGGUCUGCACAGAAACCCUCUUCGCACGCAGGUAGUCGCCAAGGUGGCGCAUACGCGUUGAUGCGCGACAAAGAGACACCGCCACAUCAUAUCUUCAUCAUUCAACCUGCAAAGCCUGAUAUAUCCAAUGUCCAAGACACAGCCGCGCUGCGAGUGCCAUACGACCAUCAGAUGCACGCCGUAUCGAUCCCAAUAUUCAUCCUCAUAUCAGGUGGUUUCCUCAGUCAAGCACUUCUUUGCACGCAACUCUCGGAUGUCGCAGCGGUAGGCAUGCUAGCAAUCAUGUUCUGUGGUACCAUUAGUAACGUGGCUAUUGCUGCUUUACCGAGGGAGCCAACGGUAGGAGGCAUGAAGUUCGAGUCUGUGGACGUGAUUGUAGGGAAGAGUGGUGUUGUCGGGGCAUUGAGGGAGGUGGAAACCAGGUUGGAGGGAUAUGGGGAAGUGUUGGUUAGGCAAUGUUUCCCAGAGAAGCUUGGGGAAUGGGAAGGUCGAAAAGAGAAGGUGCUAAGGAUGAGAGACGUAGGGAACAUGGACUGAGAGGUUCGGUACGCAAGAGAAGAGAGAGAGAGAAAGACUUUGAAGCGCCAUGUCGCUAUUAUGUA
Molecule: messenger RNA, 1719 nt
Organism: Alternaria alternata
Lineage: Eukaryota; Fungi; Ascomycota; Dothideomycetes; Pleosporales; Pleosporaceae
Exons: 1
Coding region: 347-1654 (435 amino acids)
Source: RefSeq, a predicted model, not a curated record